ACCGCCCAGGUCCCAAGCACUAUUUGGUGUCAGAGCUCUGCUCCACGCCAGGGGUCCAUCGCCUCUGGGAGGAAUAUCUCAGAAGAGCAGCGACUUCGCCAAGCUACAAACUGCCUGCAUGCCUAAGAUGCUGGUGCCGGGACACACCGGGCUCCUCCUGGCUUUUAUAGGCACAACUGAAUCCCAAAGCAACGCAGCAGAAUUCUGAAAUGCUCGGUUCUAGCCCUCUCUUGUCCGAUCAGUAACUGAAACCGUUGCAGCUAUCAACUACAGAAAUGGGCAGCAAAACCUUGCCAGCACCGGUGCCCAUCCACCCAUCCCUGCAGCUCACCAAUUACUCAUUCCUUCAGGCGGUGAAUGGCCUGCCUGCUGUCCCUUCGGACCACCUGCCCAACCUGUAUGGUUUCAGUGCUCUGCAUGCUGUGCAUCUGCACCAAUGGACGCUGGGCUACCCAGCCAUGCACUUGCCACGUUCCUCUUUUUCUAAAGUGCCAGGUGCGGUGUCCAGCCUGAUGGACGCUCGCUUCCAGUUGCCCGCCUUUCCCUGGUUUCCUCACGUCAUUCACCCUAAGCCAGAGAUCACCGCGGGAAGCAGCGGUGCAGCGCUUAAAUCCAAGCCGCGCUUUGAUUUCGCUAACCUGGCCUUGGCUGCCACACAAGAAGAUCCCUCCAAGCUCGGUCGAGGGGAGGGUCCUGGCUCCCCAGCUGGUGGGCUGGGUGCCCUCCUGGAUGUGACCAAGCUAUCCCCAGAAAAGAAGCCCACAAGGGGACGCCUGCCUUCCAAGACUAAGAAAGAAUUUGUCUGCAAGUUCUGUGGCCGUCACUUCACUAAGUCUUAUAACCUACUCAUCCACGAGCGGACACACACCGAUGAGCGGCCUUACACCUGUGACAUCUGCCACAAAGCCUUCCGGAGGCAAGACCACCUACGGGAUCACAGAUAUAUUCACUCCAAAGAGAAGCCUUUCAAGUGUCAAGAGUGUGGGAAAGGAUUCUGCCAGUCCCGGACUCUCGCUGUCCACAAGACGCUACACUCACAAGUGAAGGAGCUCAAAACCUCCAAGAUCAAAUGCUAAAUAAACAGAACCUGCGGGGCACCAGGACCCUGGGCCGUGCUGCUGCCUCUUUUUCCAGAGGGACCCAAGCUAAAGGCGACUCUGCAGGCAGCGGGAGGGGCUUUCGGGAUCUUUCUUCCACACCAACACAGUCCCCUGGGUCCCUAGCGCUCGUGGCGCUCCAGAGCUUUG
Messenger RNA from Phodopus roborovskii (desert hamster), 1247 nucleotides. RefSeq names its product odd-skipped related transcription factor 1 (gene Osr1). Gene Ontology annotation, cellular component: nucleus. NCBI's taxonomy places the organism in Eukaryota, Metazoa, Chordata, Mammalia, Rodentia, Cricetidae. Gene Ontology annotation, molecular function: DNA-binding transcription factor activity, RNA polymerase II-specific; RNA polymerase II transcription regulatory region sequence-specific DNA binding. The record is from RefSeq and is a predicted model, not a curated record. The coding region runs from base 276 to 1076 and encodes 266 amino acids. Gene Ontology annotation, biological process: embryo development; regulation of transcription by RNA polymerase II; urogenital system development. The transcript is spliced from 3 exons.